Messenger RNA from Choloepus didactylus (southern two-toed sloth), 4784 nucleotides. It is a transcript of the gene MAMDC4, whose product is annotated as MAM domain containing 4. Gene Ontology annotation, molecular function: protein binding. The coding region runs from base 1 to 4650 and encodes 1549 amino acids. The record is from RefSeq and is a predicted model, not a curated record. Gene Ontology annotation, cellular component: membrane. Lineage: Eukaryota; Metazoa; Chordata; Mammalia; Pilosa; Megalonychidae. The transcript has 31 exons.
AUGUGGGAGGAGGUGUGGAUGGCACAGCCCUCUACUCAGCCAGCUGUGACCCUGUCCUCAGCAGGGGCCCUCAGCUCACCCACCGAGCGGCACUCACUCUCCCAGGAACCCUCCCUUCCCUGGGAGCCCCCACCUCUCCUGAGCUCACCCUGGUUCCUGCUCCACACGACAGACACCCGCAGUCAGUGCCCACCGGUGAGGAAACCGAGACUCGAGGUGCUGUCAGCUCCCCGAGGUCACACGGCGAUACGCCGCCGGCAGAGCCUGGCUCCAAAUGCCGAGUUCCUACCUGCAGCCAAGGCACCCCUCAGGCCACGGGUCUGUGCCAACGAGAGCAGGACCUACCGUGGUCUGGCCGUGGCCUGGCCCCCCACGCGGCUGCCAAUUAGUGACCCCGGCCGGGGUCCAGCAAAGUGGCCUCCACGUGGGGAGCCAGGCAGAGCGGGCGCCGGCCCAGCCCCAGGGCCCGCGCGUGACCGUUUACAGCCCGCGUUGUGCCCCGUCAGCGCUGGGUGCGGUCGGGGUCGAGGGGCUGAGCCCCCUGCCCUGCACUUGGGGCCAAGUCAGCCCCUGGGGCCGCGGCGCGCUGAUAACAGGCCAAGGUCCCCGCCGGCGCAGCCCUGCCACUCAGCCAUGCACCUGCCCGGCCUCCUACCCGCCUUGGCCCUGCUCGCCGGUGAGGGCCGGCGAGGCAGGCGGGCCCUGGGGUGGCAGCACUGGGCAUUGGCAGGGCAGACCCCCCGGGGGGCUGGGCAAGGGCCUGGGUCCCCAUGGUGCCCCUCGGGUUUCUCGCUGGGGACCGGGAUCCUGCUCACUCCCCAGGGCAUGUCCCGCCUCGGACCCUCGCGUUGUUCCAACGCCCCUGCCCCCCACCAGCCUCUUCGGGGCCUGGGGACUCGUGACGGCGCCCCACUGGCUCCUGCCUGGAGCCGGCGCCUGCCCUGGGAGGUCCGCCCGCCCUCCCAGCCUGGGCCCCAAGGGAGGGCAGUCGGAGGGGCUCCCUGUGAGCCGCCCGGCCCCAGCCACCUGCCUCUGGCAGUAGGGUCCGUGCGCGCGGCCUGGGUCCCGAGCCACUGCCAGAGCCCCCCGGAGACCGUGUGCGACUUCGUGUGUGACUGCGGGGACUGCACAGAUGAAGCCCAGUGCGGUUACCACGGGUCCUCCCCGGCCCCAGGCGCCCCCUUCACCUGCGACUUUGAGAGAGAUCUCUGUGGCUGGCGAGACGUCAGCACCUCGGGCUACAGCUGGCUGCGGGACCGGGCAGGGGCUGUGCAGGAGGGUCCCAGUCCCGGCUCGGACCACACGCUGGGCACGGACCUGGGCUGGUACGUGGCAGUUGGCACCCACCGCGGGAAGGAGGCGGCCACAGCGCUGCUGCGCUCCCCCGGCCUGCACGAGGCCGCCCCCACCUGCGAGAUCCACCUCUGGUACCACGUGGGCUCUGGAGAUGCGGCUGAGCUGCGGCUGGAGCUGACCCACGGCGCCGAGACGCUCAUCCUGUGGCAGAGCCCAGGGCCCUGGGGCCCCGGCUGGCGGGAGCUGGAGGUGGUCACCGGCCGCGUCCAAGGGCCCUUUCAGGUGACCUUCUCUGCCACCCGGAACGCCACCCACAGGGGUGCGGUGGCCUUGGACGACGUGGCAUUCUGGAACUGUGGGCUGCCCGUCCCCCAGGCGAGCUGCGCCCUGGGGAGGUACCAGUGCCACAACCAUGCGUGCGUGGAGCGCCACCAGCUGUGCGACGGCGAGGACAACUGUGGCGAUGGCUCGGACGAGGGCCCGCUCGCCUGCGGCUCCCACACGGCCACCGACUUUGAGUCCAGCCUGGGCCCGUGGAGCCACUCGGGGGGCUGGGCCCGGAACCGCAGCACCGGCGCCCCCCCACGCCCCGCCUGGCCCCGCCGCGACCACAGCUGGAACAGUGCCCGGGGCGCCUUCCUCAUCUCUGUGGCUGAGCCCGGCGCCCCCGCCAUCCUCUCCAGCCACGAGCUCCAAGCUUCUGACCCCCACAACUGCUCGCUCGUCUUCUACCACUACCUGCACGGGUCCGAGGCUGGCAGCCUGCAGCUCUUCCUGCAAACGCAGGUCCCUGGCAUCCCCCAGACCCCCGUCCUGCUGAGGAGCCGCCGCGGGGAGCUGGGGGCUGCCUGGGUUCGCGACCGGGUGGACGUUCACAGCGCAUACCCUUUCCAGAUCCUCCUGGCCGGGCAGACAGGCCCGGGGGGCGUUGUGGGCCUGGACGACCUCAUCCUGUCAGACGGCUGCACGCUGGUGCCGGACGCAUCUGCCCAGCACGCACCACCUCCUGGGCCCUGGGCCCUGGCGCUCCGGCCCCAGCCGCCCGGCCUACAGCCCCAGGACUUCUGUGAGCCCGGCCACCUCUCCUGCGGGGCCGCGUGUGUGCCCCCCGAGCAGCUGUGUGACUUCCAGCCGCAGUGCGAAGGGGGCGAGGACGAGCAGCUGUGUGGCGCCGCAGACUUUGAGGCCUCGGCCGGGGGCUGGGAAGACGCCAGCGUGGGGCGGCUGCAGUGGCGGCGGCUCACGGGCCAGGAGAGCAGGCGCCCGGGCACAGACGCCAGCGGGGUCGCUGCGGGGCACCUCCUAUCCCUGCAGCAGGCCUGGGGGCAGCUGGCGGCCGCGGCCCGGGUCCUCACACCCCCCCUGGGCCCCUCUGGCCCCAGCUGCGAGCUCCACCUGGCUUACUACCUGCAGAGCCGCCCCCGAGGCUUUCUGGCGCUGGCCGUGCUGGAGGGCGGCUCCCGGGAGCUGGUGUGGGAGGCGACGAGCAGCACCCAGGCCUGGAAGGCAGACAGGGUCCUGCUGGGGGCGCGUCGCCGGCCCUUCCAGCUGGAGUUUGUCGGCCUCGUGGACCUGGACGGCCCGGGCCAGGAGGCCGCCGGUGUGGACAACGUGACCUUCCAUGACUGCAGCUCUGCAGCGACCACGGAGAGGGACACAGAGGUCUCCUGCAACUUCGAGCGGGACACGUGCGGCUGGCACGCUGGCCACCUCACGGACGCCCACUGGCGCCGGGUGAGCCGAGGCCCCGGCAGCGACCACACCACCGGCCGAGGUCACUUCAUGCUCCUGGACCCCGCAGAGCCCCCGGCCCGUGGCCCUGGUGCCCAGCUGCUCACCAGACUCCAGGCACCAGCCGCCCACAAAGAGUGUCUGUCCUUCUGGUACCACCUCUACGGGCCCCAGAUCGGGACCCUGCGCCUGGCCGUGAGGCGGGAAGGGAAGGUGGACACACAGCUGUGGUCACGUUCCGGCACACAUGGCAACCGCUGGCACCAGGCUUGGAUCACCCUGGACCCCCAGCCCGACCCCAGCACCAAGUUCCAGCUGCUGUUUGAGGGCCUCCGGGACGGCUUCCACGGCACCAUGGGGCUGGAUGACGUGGCUGUGCGGCCCGGGCCCUGCUGGGCCCCCCGGCACUGCUCCUUCGAGGACUCGGCCUGCGGCUUCUCCGCGGGGGGGCGCGGCCACUGGAGGCGCCAGGCCAAGGCCAGCGACCAGGGCUCCCAGGGGCCCGGGACAGACCACACCACGGAGACGGCCCAGGGGCACUACAUGGUGGUGGACAUGAGCCCCGAGGCCCUGCCCCCUGGCCGCGCGGCCACCCUGACCUCGGAGCAGCACCGGCCCCUGGCCCGGCCCGGCUGCCUGACCUUCUGGUACCACCUGAGCCUCCGCAGCCCAGGUGUCCUUCGGGUCCACAUGGAGGAGGGCACGCGGCACCAGCUGCUCAGCAUCAGCGCCCACGGUGGGCUGGCCUGGCGCCUGGGCAGCGUGGACGUGCAGGCCGAGCAGGCCUGGAGGGUGGUGUUUGAAGCCGUGGCCGCAGGCGUGGAGCACUCCUACGUGGCAGUGGACGAUCUGCUCCUCCAGGAUGGGCCCUGCCCCCAGCCAGGCUCCUGCGACUUUGAGACCGGCCUGUGUGGCUGGAGCCCCCUGCCCUGGCCGGGCCUGGGUGGGUACAGCUGGGACUGGAGCAGCGGGGCCACACCCUCCCGGUACCCCCAGCCCCCUGUGGACCACACGCUGGGCACAGAGGCAGGCCACUUUGCAUUCUUUGAAACUGGCGUGCUGGGCCUGGGCGGCCGGGCGGCCUGGCUGCGCAGUGAGCCUCUGCCCGCCACCACUGGCGCCUGCCUCCGCUUCUGGUACCACAUGGGCUUCCCUGAGCACUACUACCAGGGGGAGCUGAGGGUUCUGCUGAGCAGUGCACGGGGCCAGCUGGCCAUGUGGGGCGCGGGCGCCCGCCUGCGGCACCAGUGGCUGCAGGGCCUGGUGGAGGUGACCAGCGCCGAGGAGUUCCAGAUCAUGUUUGAAGCCACCCUCGGCAGCCAGCCGACCCUGGGGCCCAUCGCGCUGGACGAUGUGGAGUACUUGCCCCGGCAGCGCUGUCCACGGCCGGCACCCCGCCCAGGGGAACUGGCUGUGCCCGUGUCGGUACCAGCUGCAGUGGGCGGCGCCCUGCUCUGUGUCGUGCUCCUGCUGUCACUGGGCUUUGCUGUCCAGCACUGGUUCCAGAGGGCAGGGGGCUUCCCCUUCCGGAGGGCCCAGGCACCCCCUGCACCAGGCUUUGACAACAUCCUCUUCAACUCGGACCAUGUCACCCUCCCGGGGCCUGUCUCCAGCGACCAGUAGGCAGUCCUGACAAGGCCCGACAUUCACGUGAACAGUCUCCAAAGAUGUGGUCAGAAGCCAGGGGACAGGACCGCAACCACCUGCCCGCACUUGGACGGGGACUGGCCCAGACAGGCCUGGAGGAAGCCCCAAGC